Molecule: messenger RNA, 2943 nt
Organism: Sitophilus oryzae (rice weevil)
Lineage: Eukaryota; Metazoa; Arthropoda; Insecta; Coleoptera; Curculionidae
Product: glucose dehydrogenase [FAD, quinone]
Exons: 11
Coding region: 459-2327 (622 amino acids)
Molecular function (GO): flavin adenine dinucleotide binding; oxidoreductase activity, acting on CH-OH group of donors
Source: RefSeq, a predicted model, not a curated record
CUUUAACUUUUACUUUCGCCGAAUCGGUUUGACCUAAUACCCAGUGGAAUGAGAGGUGAAAUGUUUUGAAAACAAAAACAGUUACCUGGUACCACAAAUUCUACGUUUAUUUCCUUGCUGAUAAUAUGACAAUUGUUUUGGAUUAGAAGAAAUGUAGAAAACCGUAAAAGAUGACUUCUGUACUUGGCAAAGACUAGAAAGAUGCUCCACUCGUACAUCCGGUUGCAUAAGGAGAAUAAACUGGUCUAUCGUUGGUUAAAAAUGAAAAUACGUCCACCGGAUUAACCAAAACAAACAUUUUUUUUUAUAUUAUUUAGUACCAGUCUCUUCUAGUCAUUUAAUUAACUAGUACAUUUUAGAUACAGUAUCUGUGAUAAUAGUGCAUUCAAUAAGGACAAGACACAUUUUUAUCCGCACAAUUUCCAUAAGUAGUUUAGAAAAAAUAUAUUAACAUAAUCAUGGCCAUUGUCAAUUUGUUGGCAACAACAGCCUUAAAAAGCGUUGGUUUGCUUGGAUCAACUAUAUGGAUUAUUCCCCUGAUGCUAGCCAGUCUCACGUUUAUCAACUACAAUCAACUGGAUCCCGAGUCGCCCAUAAUCAACCAGAAAACAUUGCAUAAAGAGUACGACUUUGUGGUCGUAGGAGGGGGAUCAGCUGGAGCUGUUGUAGCAUCAAGAUUGUCAGAAGUUCCAAACUGGAAAGUUCUACUUCUUGAAGCCGGUCCAGACGAAAACGAAAUAUCAGAUGUACCAUCUUUGGCUGCCUAUUUACAACUGUCAAAAUUAGAUUGGGGGUAUAAAGUGGAAAGUACAGGACGUGCUUGUUUAGGUAUGAAAAAUGGACGUUGCAACUGGCCCAGGGGCAAAGUACUCGGUGGAUCCAGCGUUUUAAAUUAUAUGUUGUAUGUCAGAGGAAAUAAAAAUGAUUAUGAUUAUUGGGAGCAAUUAGGCAACCCUGGUUGGAAUUACGACGAAGUAUUAAAAUACUUUAUAAAAUCCGAAGAUAACAGAAACCCUUAUCUAGCCAGAACUCCAUACCACGGAAUGGGAGGGUUAUUGACAGUUCAAGAAUCGCCAUGGAGAACUCCCUUAGUUGUAGCAUUUGUAGAAACUGGUCUUGAAAUGGGAUAUCCUAUAAGGGACAUAAAUGGCGCAGAUCAAGCAGGAUUUAUGAUAGCUCAAGGAACGAUCAGAAGAGGACAGAGAUGCUCGACAGCAAAAGCAUUUUUAAGACCUGUGAAGCUGCGGAAAAAUAUUCAUAUAGCUUUAAAUUCACACGUCACAAGAAUAUUGAUAAAUCCGUCAAACAUGAGAGCUUUUGGAGUAGAGUUCUACAGAAACGGUCGAAAGCACGUUGUGUUAGCAAGAAAAGAAGUCAUUCUCGCUGCUGGUUCCAUAAACACACCACAAUUAUUGAUGCUAUCAGGUAUCGGACCCAAAAGGGAACUGGAAAAGCAUAACAUUCCAGUCCUAAGAGAUCUGCCAGUCGGACACAAUUUACAAGAUCAUGUCGGAAUGGGAGGAUUCACUUUUAGAGUUGAUAAACCAGUCUCAAUAGUCCAAGAUCGAUUCCCAGCUUUUCCCAUGACUAUGCAGUACGUUUUAAAUGAAAAAGGACCAAUGACAACACUAGGAGGUGUAGAAGGUCUUGCAUUUGUAAAUACAAAAUAUGGAAACAGAUCAUGGCCAGAUAUCCAAUUCCACAUGGCUCCGGCCAGUGUCAAUUCCGACGCAGGCGCGAGAGUACGAAAAGUCCUAGGCCUAACCGACGAACUCUACAACACAGUUUACAAACCCAUCGCUAACCAAGAUGUCUACAGUUUAAUCCCACUCCUUCUGAGACCGAGAAGCAGAGGCUGGGUGAAGCUCAGAAGCAAAAACCCAUUCGACGACCCAAUCAUCAACGCAAACUACUUCGACGACCCCAAAGACAUUCGCGUGCUAGUUGAAGGUGCCAAAAUUGGAAUAAAGAUUAGUGAAUCGAAAGCAUUUAAAAAGUUUGGAAGUAGAGUGCAUAUAAUUCCGUUUCCAAAUUGCAAACAUUUUGAGUUUGGUUCGGAUCAAUAUUGGGAAUGCCAUAUAAGGACUAUAUCGAUGACGAUCUAUCAUCCAGUUGGUACGUGUAAAAUGGGACCAGAGUGGGACUCUGAAGCAGUGGUAGAUCCCAGGUUAAAAGUUUAUGGUGUUACUGGUUUAAGAGUAAUUGACGCAAGUAUCAUGCCUACUAUACCAAGUGGAAACACCAACGCACCAGCUAUAAUGGUCGGAGAAAAAGGAGCCGAUUUAGUUAAAGAAGACUGGUUAAGUUUUGCCGAAUAUAAGAAGUAGACUUAAUAAAGCAACUAAAGAUGAUCCCACCGCGUCAUUAAUGAAUGAGUUAGCUUAGGUAUUUUUAUUCUAAUGUUAAGGUGGGUAUUCACUUGCAACAAAACACUCCGAACGAACCAAACGCGUCGCGCACUCCAUACAAUCUGCAACAAAACAUUUUCCGGGCGCGCUCUGAACGACCUGCAACAAAACAUUUUGCGCGGAGCGUUGCGCUUGUUUGCGGUGUUCGCUGCGUUCCCACCAGUAAUCAGCAGUGUUGUUACAAUAGGUACAAUUGUACUAUUUUGGGUACAUUUGAUAGUCAAGGAGUACAUAGGUACAAUUGCAAGAAAAAAUGUAUUCUUCACGUACAAAUUUUUAGACGAACGGUGAUACGCGAUGCGUGGAUUUGAAAUGCAGGUCGCUAGGAGCAGAGGCCCAGAAUUAUACAUCACUUGAAAAGCUGUUCAAGCCGCACGGAUGUCAAACGUAAGUUUGAUAUCCAUGCGGUGAGUAGGAGGGGGGCUAAUCACUUCGACCUUAGAGAUCUAUUGUGAGUUCCCAUUUAACCAAUGCUAUUCAAAGCUCUUUGUAGCUUCUGUAUUGCUGUCCUCCAUUUGCGAAUUUCAAGUUCCAG